Molecule: messenger RNA, 7350 nt
Organism: Pecten maximus
Lineage: Eukaryota; Metazoa; Mollusca; Bivalvia; Pectinida; Pectinidae
Product: cyclin-dependent kinase 14-like
Exons: 18
Coding region: 106-1668 (520 amino acids)
Biological process (GO): protein phosphorylation
Cellular component (GO): cytosol; cytoplasm; nucleus
Molecular function (GO): cyclin-dependent protein serine/threonine kinase activity; heme binding; ATP binding
Source: RefSeq, a predicted model, not a curated record
AAUGGCGAACUGUGUAUUAAAAGAAAAGGAGUGAACGUUACAGUGCUAUGUAAUUCAUGUGGAUGUGUUAUAUGGGGGUGAUCUAGAAUCUCAGACAGCCUCCAAAUGGCGUCGGACAAUAAAUGCCAAGCGGAGAAAAUCAAGAUGAGAGACGGAAAGGACAAACGACAAAGUCGCAUGAAAAAGCUGAAGAAGCGAAUAUCGGCCAGCUUUGGACGUCUCUCCAUUACCAAAGAGGACACUAUACAUGAGAGUGACCAGGAGUCAGAACAGGAGGGUCUUGUGAAUGGUGUCUCCCCCGACGGUGUGCGAGGCUACCCUGGGGCCAAUCUCACUCUCCAGCGCUGUUCCCAUAAGGACGAUUAUGAAGGGCCGAAUGGGAUCAACCCAGCUAACCGACACACUGGCGGAUACCACACCCUAGGCAGGCCUACCGUGGUACACCGCCUCACAAAUAAGAACCAUGCUCCAGUAAAGCGGCAUCAUUCAGCUGGGGAUAUGCUUGACGGAACAUUUGAUCUUGACUCACCGCCUGAUAAUGAAAAACAUGAACGACCUAAGUCUGAGGGUCAUACAUAUCUACGACAGUUCUCUCCGAAACGAACAUCUAGUUACGGAGGGAAUUCACCGUUCGGGAAGGCUGAUUCUUACCAAAAGUUGGAACAGCUCGGUGAGGGGAGCUAUGCAACUGUCUACAAAGGGUUUAGUUGUUUAACCAAUCAGAUCGUUGCUCUGAAGGAAAUCCGGUUACAGGCUGAGGAGGGAGCACCGUUUACUGCUAUCAGAGAAGCCUCACUUCUGAAGGGUCUAAAACACGCUAACAUUGUCACACUUCAUGACAUCAUACACACCAAGGAAACGCUAACUUUUGUGUUUGAGUAUGUUCAUACAGACCUUAGUCAGUACCUGGAGAAACACCCAGGUGGUCUCAAUGCUUUUAAUGUGAAGCUCCUGUUGUUCCAGUUACUACGGGGCCUGGCUUACUGUCACCAACGCAGAAUCCUUCAUCGAGAUUUAAAACCACAAAACUUACUUAUUCAUGAAACUGGUGAACUUAAGCUGGCAGAUUUUGGGUUAGCUCGAGCUAAGUCCAUCCCUAGUCACACCUACUCCCACGAGGUCGUGACCUUGUGGUAUAGGCCUCCGGAUGUCCUCCUGGGCUCUACGAACUACUCCACGUCACUGGACAUGUGGGGUGUGGGUUGUAUUUUCACGGAGAUGAUAUCUGGCAUGGCCACCUUUCCUGGCAUGAAGGACUCUGUCGAUCAACUGGACAAGAUUUUCAGGGCACUGGGCACACCAACAGACCAGGGCUGGGAAGGUGUCUCGAAGUACCCACACUACGACCUCAAAAAGUUUGUGUUGUACCCAAUGCCCUGCCCUCUGGACACAGUCAUCCCUAAACUGGGGUUCAUUCCACAUGCCACGCGCCUUGCCUCCCAGUUCCUACAGAUGGAUCCUUACCAAAGGAUUUCUGCCAAGAAAGCCCUACAUUCAGAGUACUUUGCAGAUCUACCCCCAAAGAUUUAUGAACUUCCAGACGUGGCCUCUAUUUUUAACAUUCCGGGAUUGAAGCUCUUACCAGAACUAGAUGAACUCAUUGCCCCGACUAUUUCUCCCAACCGACCCAGAGAACGGACCAGAAUACGAACUACUCUCAAAGUUUAAUCUUCUAAAGACAAGAAGCGUGAAUGCAGACUAGGACGGAAGAACGUGCGACUAAGUUGUUAUAUGCAAGAGGGUGUACUGCGCCCUCUGAAGUUGUACUGACCCAAAUUUAUAUAAUCGCCAUCGCUGUCAUUGCUGUCAUUGCUGUCAUCGCUACAUUCCUCCACCUGUGUCAGUUUUUGGAGGUGUUACCGCUGAUCAUCUCCCUAAAGUGUUGUUACUUAUCUUCGUGUCGUGAUGUUUGUGAUUAUUCGCCGAUCAUCACCGUGACUGUUAUGGACUGGAUGUUUCCGCCUGUUUAGAUCUAAACUUGACCAGAAACUUUCCAUUCUCUUAAAAGGAUUUCAUGUUUCAUGUAUUGUUACUGUAUAAUUGUGUCUUCUAAGCAAUCCUGAGAAUAUUUCUAGGGUUUUUAUGUUGGCAAUAUUUUGUAUUGUAAGAUACAUCCUCAUUGGACAGAUUUUAUGUGUCCUAAAUCCUCAUUGGUCCAUUUUUAAUAUCCUUGAUAACAUACCAGUCUGUACUACAUGUAUGUACGACAAAAUUUUGUGUAUGUUAUUUAGAAAUCUCUUGUAUGCAUGUGUAAGUGUAGUAAAUUAGUUAUAAAAUGUAAGUUACCAGUAAAUAUUGACUUAUAGGAUAAGUAUUUCAUCUUCAUCAAUGCUAUCAUAAAAUACUGUUAUCAGGAUUAAUAAUUGAGGUGAAUUAACCCUUUUACCCCUACUGAACAUAUUGGACUUCAAAUGAUGAAUGAAUGGCAGUCUACUAAAGUUUCUUAGGGUUGAAAGGGGUUAAGGCUAUAUGCCACCUUAUUGAGAUGAAUUAAGGCUAUAUGCUACCUUACUGAGAUGCAUUAAGGCUAUAUGCCACCUUACUGAGAUGAAUUAAGGCUAUAUGUCACCUUACUGAGAUGAAUUAAGGCUAUAUGCUACCUUACUGAGAUGAAUUAAGGCUAUAUGCUACCUUACUGAGAUGCAUUAUGGGUGUAUGUCACCUUACUGAGAUGCAUUAUGGGUGUAUGUUACCUUACUGAGAUGAAUUAAGGCUAUAUGUCACCUUACUGAGAUGAAUUAAGGCUAUAUGCCACCUUACUGAGAUGAAUUAAGGCUAUAUGCCACCUUACUGAGAUGAAUUAAGGCUAUAUGCUACCUUACUGAGAUGCAUUAUGGGUGUAUGUCACCUUACUGAGAUGCAUUAUGGGUGUAUGUCACCAUUCUGACAUGAAUUAAGGCUAUUUGCUAAAUACUUCCUCCCAACGGGAAGCUGUACUGUUUGCUCACAACAGCAUAAUGAUUCAAAUGUGUACUUUAAUCUAAUGCUCUUAACUAAAGAAGUGAAAUCAAAUGAAAGAGAAAUUGAAUCAAAAUUUUGUACUUUUUUUUGCUGCAAAAGUUUUAUUUAGUAAAAUGGAUAUUUCCAUAUUCAAACUUCUGUCACUUGACACUAAUGAUAGAUAAAUACUGUGACCAUUGUUCAUUUAUACAGUAACAAAAGCAACUGUCUAGAUACUGAUGCCAAGGUCACUGUACUUCAAAGUCACCAUAGCAACUGUCUAGAUACUGAUGCCAAGGUCACUGUACUUCAAAGUCACCAUAGCAACUGUCUAGGUACUGAUGCCAAGGUCACUGUCCUUUUGUAGUCAACAUGGCAACUGUCCCAAGAUACUGUUAUCAAGGUCAUUGUCUUUUGUAGUUGCCAUGGCAACUCUACCUAGAUACUGUUAGCAAGCUAGGUCACUGUCCUUUCGUAGUUGCCAUGGAAACUCUCAAGAUACUGUUACCAAGGUAACUGUCAUUUUGUAGUUACCAUGGAAACUCUUCCUAGAUACUGUUACCAAGGUCACUGUCCUUUCGUAGUUGCCAUGGAAACCCUUCCUAGAUACUGUUACCAAGGUCAUUGUCGUUUUGUAGUUGCCAUGGAAACUCUUCCUAGAUACUAUUAUUAUUAAGGUCACUGUCCUUUUGUAGUUGCACUGUCCCUAGAUGCUGGUUACAAAUGACACUACAUAAGUUAGUCAUGACAAAGUCCUAGUCCGAUUUUUUGCUUUGUAUCUGCCGAUUAUUAGCUGCUGACAUUGUUUUUGCAUCCCAUUUUGUUUUUCUUGCUUGAUAGAGAUUUUAUUAUUAGUGCUCUGCUGUGAUUUAUUUACUUAAAGUGGCAAUAUUUGUUCUUACCGUCAGUAUUGUGUACAGUUUAUACAUAGUUUGUGAUAAAAUAUUUCCUUUAUAUAUGAACCAUUAUUAUGAAUCAAAACCGUGACUGAGGACACAAGUUUCAUUUUUUGCCAUGUAUCUUUAUAAAUGUAUGAAGACAACGUUGUCUUAUCAUUCUGUGUGUCGAAAAGACAGAGCAGAUGGUUCUGUUUUUAUUUGUAGAAUGUUUGUGAACAAUUUUAAAUUUAGCCAUGAUGAAAUAUAAACAAAACCAUCAUAUAUAAUUAUAUACGAGAUACACUAUCAGAUAGAUAAAAUGUUACUGGGAGGGAAACGUGACAGCUUGUUGGCCGUUCCGACCAGUUGGAUUGUUACAAUUGUUAAUUGUCAGAAUUACAGAGAAUGUGUAAUAUAUUUGUGCAGUAACUCUUGAAGAUGGUAAAAUUUUCAAAUUUUACACCAAAAGUACAUUUUACAAACCUUCAAUGGAUAAGUUUAAGGGAUAUUCCACAAAUGUGAAAUUUCUUAGAUGGGUUAAUAUGCUCCUUUCAAGAUACUUUUGUAAAAAAAUUUAUUAAAGCGUCAUAUGAAAUCCUAACUUGUGCCGAAUAUCCCUUUAAUACCAUAAAACUGUUUGAAACUGCUCUUUUUCAAAUCGGGUUUAAAGUCUAAUUUAGGCUAAAAAAAUGUAGAGUCUCCCUUCAAAAUACGGUGAUCGGCAAAAAGUUACAAUUAAUAUACUGGAAAUGGAACUGUCAUUUAAAUACUUACAUUAAUUUACCCCAACAGUUUGUAUUUUAAAAUGACCUGUUAUGAAUAUAUAAUGUUAAUGAGUUAUUAAUUAGGUUAAAGGUAAUAAUCAAAUACAUUUCCAUUAGCAUAUCGAUAAUUGAUAUAAUUGUCAUUGAUAUUUGUAUCAAACAAGACAAUAUCGACAAAGCAUUGACGAUGACCUUGAAACUUGUGAUACAUGAUUUAAUUGAAUUUUUAUUGUUGGAUUUACAGCAUUAGAUCCGUAAAUGACCCCAAUGUAAAAAAAACAUGUGAUCCCAGAGUUCUUUCUAGGUACUAUUGUCAACUGACAUCUGCCAACAAACCCAUUUUUGUUUCGCAUGCUUCCUGGGAAAGCAACAUUGUAAUUGAUAACCCAUUUCAACCCAUAGGGGGUUGUUUAUUAGAACAACUACAGCUGUGAUUCCAAGCAUCCUAGAGGGUGUUUAUUAGAACAACUACAGCUGUAAUUCCAGGCACCCUAGAGGGUGUUUAUUAGAACAAAUACAGCUGUGAUUCCAGGUACCUUGGGGUGUUUAUUAGAGCAAAUACAGCUGUGAUUCCGGGCAUCAUAGGGGAUGUUUAUUAGAACAACUACAGCUGUUAUUUCAGGCACCCAAGAGGUGUGUUUAUUAGAACAAAUACAGCUGUGAUUCCAGGCACCCUAGAGGGUGUUUAUUGGAACAAAUACAGCUGUGAUUCCAGGCACCUUGGGGGUGUUUAUUAGAACAACUACAGCUGUUAUUUCAGGCACCCAAGAGGUGUGUUUAUUAGAACAAAUUGUGAUUCCAGAGUUUUUGUCCCGACACCAUGCUUACAUUUUUAGUUGUGUUAUAGUGCUAUUUUUGGAUAUAUGUCCAAACAUUCACACCAAUUAUUUUUUUGUCUUCCAUGUCAAUGACUUAGAUUUGUUUAUUUCCAUAUUGUGUAUGUUAAAUCAUGCGACAACCAAGCAUAAACUUUAUUUGAAUGCACACAGGCAUGGAACAUGAUUGAGGUAUUUUCUGUAUACAGGUUGUAGUUUAUAAUUACCUUCCAAGGUUCGCUCUGGGUAUUAUAUAUACGUUUCUUUUCAGAUUAAAUUGGGGACCUUUUCAAUUUUUAUCAACACGAACUGCGACCUCUAUACUUAACAGGCCUCGUGGUUCCUGCCUUUGUUUACAUGCUCCAUCUUGCUUCCAUUGUUUUAGUGUGUGCCAUAAUCCUUUGCAUAAUAUGAUGUAUUUGUGUCGACAUGAUUGUCACCGAUUUUAUUCCAUUGUUAUGUUACAUGAUUCUGUCGGAAGUAGUGCUGAUGUUUCGUGAAGACUUGUUGUACCAUGUACCGCGCGGUGGAAGUUACUUUUUAAAAGAAUUUUCGAAAUCAAUUCGUCUUAUAUAUAGAAAUGUGGGGAUGGGCAAGUAUAAUUAAAUGGGUAUAAAACCAAUUUACUUGUGACAGUUGCCUGUGAAAUCUGUAUAACGCUGGGCCUAUCAAUAAGCAUGGGCUUAUUGGUGAGCGUGGUGAAUCAGUGUUACAAGUGACAGAGAUACGUAGUGAUGUCUCUCGCGUUUAUUUCCCGUAUUUUAUAAUGAAAAAAGCAAAUUUUGAUACGAAAAUGACUGGCUUUCAUUAUCUGUGACUUUUAAUGUCCUACAGUUGUUCAUAUGGCCAUGUUGGGUACAUCAGCAGGCUAUAGCCAGGUCAGUUACAAAGUUAUACAGGGGCAUAUGUCAUAUUAUGACAACAGGCUUUCAUAUGAUAGUGUGUGAUGAUUUACUAAAAAUAAUCCACUUGAUGUAAAAAAGGGGAAAUUUCAUGUUUUGUAUCAUCGUAAUACCAUCACUUUAUCAUACAAAGUAUAUUUCACCACGGUUAAGAUGUAUUUACUGAAAUAAUGUAUUAUUGUCUUUUAUUAUCCUAUUGUGUAGAUCUGAAUUGUUAUCAUACGUGGAUUGAUGUCAUGUUCCUUAUUUAUUAUAGUAAGCCUGUUUUACAUCCGAAUUCUCAACAAAUCCAGGCUGAGGCCAUUUUCUUAACAUUUAAAAAUCUGUCGCCUUUUACUGCAGGAAAGUAUACAUGUAUGCAAGCCCCCAAGUGAAACAAUGUCGAUUAUCCCUGUUAAAUGCCGCAAUUCUCGUGAUUUUAUGAUCACAGAAUUAUCUAAGGUUGUCUACUAUAAUUGUAAACUUGUACUACAGUAAUCUAAGUAUAAAGGAAUAUUUCAAGUUCACUAGUUUACAGUCCAUUGAGUUUAAAUCUAAAUUCACCCUAAUACGCUUGGUAGAGCUAGUGAAUUAAUCUAUUUGAGUAAACUUAGUCAACUAAUGCAGAGUUCAUUACAGUUGUAGACUUUGUAGUUCAUUCUAGUAAGCUGUGUGUCAUGCUCAACAUUUAUAAACUUUUUUCAUGUGCUAUGUUUUCCUAACAAUUGAAAGCUGUGAUACAGCGGACUUAAAUCUAGUGAAUCUUCACAUUUGGUAAGAUUUGGCUAGUCAUCGAUGUUGAGGUCAUUCAAGGGAGAUAACCUGCUAGCUUGUUCAGAUUUAAUGGAAACUAUUGAGGGUUUUAUGUAAAUUUUCUCUUAAAUUAAUUUUUAAGACAGCAACCUUAGCUCACUAUGUGACCCCACCUGACCUCUGAAAUUGCUUACUUGUCAAAAUCUUACCAUUUGUGAAAGAAUUGAGACAACUAAACUCUGAGCUUGAUAGUUUACAUUUUUGGGAGUUAUAUAGUUCACUAUUAAGGAGUCAGAGAAAUAAAACUGAUCCAAUUUUA